AUGUUGAUCAGAUUGAAAAAUCCAAAUAAGGCAAUGAAGAGGAAAAAGCACAAGAAAGUCAAUCAAGAUCGAACAUUUGUGAACACUGGAGAACUUCUGAAGGUAAAUUUUUUUCGAUAUCAAAAUCAAGUUCAUUCAUGAUUUCAGGAAUCUUCAUAUAUCAUAUUCUUCUUCGAAAUAAUGAAAUCGAUAUGUAUCAAUGUAUUUUGCACCUAUGAACAACGUCGAUUAUUAUGCUUUCCAGACGUGGAUGUUGGUUUCAGCUUCUUGUUCAUCGUUUAUUUCGAACAUGUUACUGUCAAUAUUAUUUUUGUCUGUUUGAGAUCUUUUCAUUUUUUAAUCAUUGUUUGGAAUAUAUUCAUUUCUAUCGUUCAUGGUGAGUUGGAGUUCGCGUAACAAACCUAGCUAAAUAUAUUGUCCUGGACAGGUUGGAUAUAUGGUUUUUGGCCAUGUUCAAUCCAUGUUCAAGCCAGGAAAAAUUUAGGCCAGUUUCAAGUUUAGAACAGUAUGAGGCCAGGACAAUUUCCCCAUCCCUGGUUAGGAGAUUAUUAGAAAUUUCUGUAUCAAAGACCACCCACGAUGCCUAAAAGAUUGAGAAAGUACCCCCCUGAAUUUUUAUAAAACCGGUCUCAAAAUUAUUUUUUUCAGUUAGGUAACUUACCCGGUAGCAGGAUUAAGCAAGUAAAAAUUUAUUUCCCGAGUUUCUGAAAACCGGAAAAAUUUCCAUCAAAAAAUACACGAAUCAUUUGGUUUUCAACCAAUUUUUUGUUUAGCACAAUCAUACUCAAUUUGUUCAAAAAAUUCUCUGAUACAUUUUGCUUUUUAGAACGCUAAAUUUUGUCAAGUUCUAUGGAACGAUUUUUUGAAUUUUGCCUAUUUUUUAACCUCAAAUUUUCCCGGUUUUCAGAAACUAGGGAUAUUAAAUUUUACUUGCCUUAUCCUGCUACCGGGUAUGUUAAAUGAAAAAAUAAUUUUGAGACCGGUUUUAUAAAAAUUCAGAGGGGUACUUCAUUCCUUGUAAGUUACUCGAUAAAUCAGCAAUUAUUAGGCACAUCAGUUUCUUUCUAGUUUUGAGCUUUGUCAAUGGGUCUUGGAGAAAAUCACAAUAAGAUAAGCUCUCAACAAUGAAUUUUUUUAAUGAAAAUCAGCGGAUCAGUGGAGAUCGCAGAAUUUCUAAAAAAUUCUUAUUGCUUUUGAGUGUAUUUCAAACAUAAAAAUAAAACAAAUAGGCAUAUUCACAUGCUUUGAUAUUAAAAAUGAAUCCAAACUAAACAGGAUCCUGUCAACCUGAUAUUGCCCAAUAAAAUCAAAAUUUAACAAAACUGUUUCAGGUGAUAUGAAUAUUGUGAAUGCCAAAGUAAUUAUCUGGUAUUGCAUCUAUUUCACACUCAUCUCCACAUGGUUUCUUGGAUCAAUCUAUUACAAGAAAAAACAAGCUGUAAGUUUUUCCCUACAAAAACCCCUACAGUAAUCCAUAUUUUUCCAGAAACCCGCAGAAUGUCAUAAUCGAGACGCUUAA
This is a messenger RNA of Caenorhabditis angaria, 1519 nucleotides long. Lineage: Eukaryota; Metazoa; Nematoda; Chromadorea; Rhabditida; Rhabditidae. The record is from the annotation of a GenBank genome assembly.